CAUUGUUCCGCUCACAGAAAAUGAAGGCGUCCCUAACUAAGAGGACUCGGGUUCCUCCGGUUUCAGUCGGAACCUGAGCCGAGAGCCCCGAGCCCCUCACUACUAUGCGCAACAUAACAUCAAUCGGGUCUUGGCUUGCGGUUUGAGAUCGUUUGCAUUGAAUCAAAAAAGUAAGAAAGGAAGUAAGUAUCGCGCUGUUGAAAUGGACACCGCCGACCAGCUUGCAUCUGUGGGAACGUUUCAAGUGCUAAAAUUACCCCUGGGAUUUAUCCGUGUUUUGGAAUGGGUCUUUGCCAUUUUUGCCUUUGCAACAUGUGGGGGCUACUCGGGGCAGCUGCGGGUCAGUGUCGACUGCAUGGAGAAGGCAAGAAGCAACCUCAGCAUUGGCAUCGACUUUGCUUAUCCUUUCAGGUUGCAUCAGGUGUCCUUCGAAGCGCCCGUGUGUGAGGGCAUUAGGGAGGAGCGCGUGUUCCUCAUUGGAGACUAUUCAUCCUCUGCAGAGUUCUUUGUCACCAUUGCGGUCUUCGCCUUCCUGUAUUCCCUCAUGGCCACCAUUGUCUACGUCUUCUUUCAGAACAAGUACCGUGAAAACAGCCGCGGACCGCUCAUUGACUUUAUAGUGACCGUGGUGUUCUCCUUCGUGUGGCUCGUCGGUUCCUCUGCUUGGGGAAAGGCUCUGUCCGAUGUGAAAAUUGCCACCGAUCCAGACGAGGUGCUGCUCCUCAUCUCUGCAUGCAAAGUCCAGACCAACAAGUGCGGCUCUGUUCUUGAACCGCGCUGGUCCGGACUCAACACCUCAGUGGUUUUUGGUUUUCUCAACUUUGUUCUAUGGGCUGGGAACAUCUGGUUUGUGUUUAAGGAGACCGUUUGGCACAAGGGGGCUUCGAGUUUAGCAGGCGGAGGAUCUGAGAAACAGUCCGGCACAUUUAACCAGCAGCCCUACAACCAGGGGAGCUUUGAUCAGUCAGCGGGCUACAACACCCAGGGAAACCUCAGCCAGCCGACCGAGUACAGCCAAGUGGGGGGACCCACCUCCUACUCUAAUCAAAUGUAGACACCUUUUGGAUUUGUAACAGUGGCACGACUAGAUGUUAAACCAGAGCCAUUGGGCAGCGAUAAGAGAAAGUUUGUUAAAAACGGUAAAAACAGUCGUAUAAAAAGGCAUCAAAGGUGUCAAAGGACAUCCUUUUGUAGGUACAGGUAGUGUUGGGUAUUGUACAACAUUUUUUGUUUUAACCUUUUGCUCCUUCUAUAUCAGGUUUGUUCUUUGCUGAAUGUUGUAUUUGUUGUUGUUUGAUUGACUUAAAAGUGAUGGUAUUUUUCUUUGUACGUGGUUAUUGCCAUUUACUGUUUUGACUGUUGUGGAAGAAAAGAAAUGCUUUGUGAUCUCAUAACGCUUCAAAUUCAAAAAACGGUGUCAAAUAAGUGCAUGAUGUUGUGUUGUACUGUUCUAAUAUGCUCUCUGUAACUAGUUUAUGUUCUAAUCUCUGGUUACAGAACUCUGACUCUACUGACUAGUACAUAUACAAUAUAUCAUUAUUUAACUCCAACUCUAUUUUGUUAACGAGUAAUUCUAAUUCUGAUUUUGAAUUAGAUUUUGUGAAAAGUAUGAGUUAUAUUUGUUUUGACAAAUAUGACAAAUUCAACCCAUGUCUGACAUUGACUGGGUCAGAAAUUUGAAAUAUUUAAAGCAAAAACUGUAUUUUGCAAAAUGCACUAUACCAGUUUGUUCAAGACCAAAGAAAGGUACGGUAUCUAACCGUUUCUUUCCAUUCCUUUUUACUUAUAUAUCAUUUCAUUUUAAUAAUUGUUAUAUAUGUUACACCUCUCUAAAGCAUGUCCAGAGUAUCAAUUCACACUGCACCAGUAGCACAGUGUUUAUGUAUGGUGAAUGGUGACAUCAUUUAUAAUGAGCUUUUAAAUCACUUCCGUUUUGUAAAAAAAUGAAUGAAUCUGUGAAAUUCCUGAAUAUUAAUACUGGCUGGAUAAACCCAGUGGUUGCUUGUUUACAUGUACAUGACUUGUGCAACCUUGUUUCUUGACCUCCCUGGCAUGCGACUUGCAUCAGUGUAACAAAGCACACAGGACAACCUCGUGUGUAUGACGGUUUGACAUCCAUGAUAAACGUGUACAGGUCCUGUUAAUUACACUUUUAGUCACUUCAUUAUUGUGGAUAUUUUACAGGCUUUCUUGUUAAUAAAUUGGCCGAUGCACAACCUGAUCUGCAUGUGA
Molecule: messenger RNA, 2232 nt
Organism: Pungitius pungitius (ninespine stickleback)
Lineage: Eukaryota; Metazoa; Chordata; Actinopteri; Perciformes; Gasterosteidae
Gene: synpra
Product: synaptoporin a
Exons: 6
Coding region: 203-1054 (283 amino acids)
Cellular component (GO): synaptic vesicle; synaptic vesicle membrane
Source: RefSeq, a predicted model, not a curated record